AAAAUGUGCGCUGCCGGUCAGUUAAAACAAACAAAUGAAUGAAAACAUCAAAGAAAAACUUCUUCUGGAGGUGGAAGAUGACGAUGCCGAUGCAGCGGAUCAGCAUCCCAGUUGCCCGCAUGGUCCCACAGUGCUAUUCUAUCGGCAAAGUGAAACACCUAACGAUGGUUUCUACGCCUGCUCCGCUCAUCGCAAUCCCAAAUUGUGUGAUUUCCGCAUGAACCGAAUUCAGUGGAAGGGCAACAAGUUUAAAAGGUUGUCAGGUGCUGUCGCUUUUCCGAAGGCAAAGUGUCUUGCCAACGAUCCUGAUCCUGAUCCCACGAACCACCUUGAAGCGCUUUCGCAGGAUGAUGUCCAUGCUCAGUACUUUUUUGAUGAGAAAGCUUUGCAUUUCUUUGCGGAUCAGUGUGAAGCAUUAAGGAUUGAUAAAGUGAUAUGCAUGGGCGCGCCACGCCUACACUUUCACCUGCGACGUAUUCAGAAGAUGAAAAGCUUUUUACUUGACUUUGAUGAGAGAUUCGGAAACUACCUAAGUCCGCAGGAAUUCUGCUUAUACAACAUGUGCAAUAAUCACUUUUUCUAUGAUCGCCAACCUUUUGAGUUGUUCCUCAAAUGCCAAAGCAAUGAACGCGUUUUAAUUGUGACGGAUCCGCCAUUUGGAUGUCGAACCGAGCUUAUUGCACAUACGCUUCGAUCUCUGAUGCGUCUGCAUAAUCGCAUCAACGGACUGCCCCUCACUCCGCUGCCCGUAUUCUGGGUAUAUCCUUACUACAUGGCCAACUAUAUAAAGCAGGAUAUGCCGGAGCUUCAAGUCUGCGACUAUAAGCUUAAUUACACCAACCAUAGUCGAUAUACGAAUGUGGGCGCCUCCCGUCGAUCCUAUGGCUCACCAGUGCGGGUCUUUACCAACGUGCCACUUGAUCUGCUGCAGCUGCAGUCAACAGAAGGCUACAAAUACUGCGAAAAGUGUCAGCGGUAUACGGCGGAGGAGAAUGUCCACUGCGAUCGCUGCAACAACUGCUGCUCUCAGAAUGGACAAACCUACAGGCACUGCUCCAACUGUGAUAUGUGCGUUAAACCCAAUUAUGUGCACUGCUCCAACUGCCGACGCUGCAGUCAACGUGAGGGUCAUGUCUGUCAGCUGUAUCAGUCCAAGCAGCACUGCUGGCUGUGUGGUCAACGUGGGCACAUUGAAACCAACUGCGGAGUCUGGUUACAGCUGAAGCGCACAAAUCGAAAGAAGAACCGGACACUUGGCUGCCUUAUUUGUGGCCAAAAUCACAGUGAGCGCAAGUGCAAACUUCGCAGCAGAUACUUCAAGGAGUCGCAGUUCAUGGGACAAACCUCGAUAGCAGUGCGUAAACAUUAACUAUCAACUAAUUCAAAUUUGUUUAAAAUACACGAUUUACAUUUUUACACAUUUUUUAAUACCAAA
Messenger RNA from Drosophila innubila, 1435 nucleotides. RefSeq names its product rRNA N6-adenosine-methyltransferase ZCCHC4. Bases 35 to 1369 code for a protein of 444 amino acids. Gene Ontology annotation, cellular component: nucleolus; cytoplasm. NCBI's taxonomy places the organism in Eukaryota, Metazoa, Arthropoda, Insecta, Diptera, Drosophilidae. The record is from RefSeq and is a predicted model, not a curated record. Gene Ontology annotation, molecular function: zinc ion binding; nucleic acid binding; rRNA (adenine-N6-)-methyltransferase activity. The transcript is spliced from 3 exons. Gene Ontology annotation, biological process: rRNA methylation.